Molecule: messenger RNA, 4770 nt
Organism: Sus scrofa (pig)
Lineage: Eukaryota; Metazoa; Chordata; Mammalia; Artiodactyla; Suidae
Gene: HCLS1
Product: hematopoietic cell-specific Lyn substrate 1
Biological process (GO): regulation of actin filament polymerization; cell migration
Cellular component (GO): plasma membrane; actin filament; site of polarized growth
Molecular function (GO): actin filament binding
Source: RefSeq, a predicted model, not a curated record
AGUAGCUGUGAGGACAGGGUGGCAGGAAAUGACAGAAAACCUGAAUACGGAACUGAAGCAGCAGCUCAGAAUUUCUUGCUCUGAAGUCGCAGCAGCUAGAGAGGAGCUGAGUGUCGCUGUGAGGAGCUGAGAGCUGAGAGCUGAGAGCAAACGCUUGCACGGUUGAAGAUGUGGAAGUCUGUAGUAGGGCAUGAUGUAUCUGUUUCCAUGGAGACCCAGGGUGAUGACUGGGACACAGACCCUGAUUUUGUGAAUGACAUCUCUGAGAAGGAGCAGCGAUGGGGGGCCAAGACCAUCGAGGGCUCUGGACGCACCGAGCACAUCAACAUCCACCAGCUGAGAAACAAAGUGUCAGAGGAGCAUGAUAUUCUCAAGAAGAAGGAGAUGGAGUCAGGGCCCAAAGCAUCCCAUGGUUACGGAGGUCGAUUUGGGGUAGAAAGAGACCGGAUGGACAAGAGCGCUGUGGGCCAUGAAUAUGUGGCUGAGGUGGAGAAGCACUCCUCUCAGACCGAUGCGGCAAGAGGCUUCGGGGGCAAAUACGGAGUGGAGAAGGACAGGGCAGACAAGUCAGCAGUUGGCUUUGAUUACAAAGGAGAAGUGGAGAAACACACAUCUCAGAAAGAUUACUCUCGUGGCUUUGGUGGCCGUUAUGGUAUAGAGGCAGAUAAACGGGACAAGGCUGCUCUAGGAUAUGACUACAAGGGAGAGACAGAGAAACAUGAAUCCCAGAGAGAUUAUGCCAAGGGCUUUGGUGGUCAGUAUGGCAUCCAGAAGGACCGUGUGGAUAAGAGCGCUGUUGGCUUCAAUGAAAUGGAGGCCCCCACCACAGCUUACAAGAAGACAACACCCAUAGAGGCUGCUUCUAGUGGAGCCCGUGGGCUGAAGGCAAAAUUUGAGUCCAUGGCUGAAGAAAAGAGAAAGCGGGAGGAAGAAGAGAAGGCACAGCAGAUGGCCAGGCAGCAACAAGAAAGAAAAGCCUUGGUAAAGAAGAGCCAAGAGGCUCAGCAGCCAGUGGCCACUUUGGAAGAGCCAGUGGUACCAGCCCCAUUGCCCAAGAAAAUCUCCUCAGAGGCUUGGCCUCCAGCAGGGAGCUGUGCAUCGUCAGAGCCUGAGCCUGUGAAAACCAGUAGGGAACAUCCAGUGCCUCCCCUGCCCUCCAGGCAGAAUCCGCCAGAGGACUAUGAGGAGCCCCCAGCUCUGCCACCCAGGACUCCAGAAGUCUUCCAGAUGGAGGAACAGCCAGAGUAUGAAGAAGUACCUGAGCCUGAGUCCAAACUUAAGCCUGAGCCCAAGCCCGAGCCUGAGCCUGAGCCCGAGCCUGAGCCUGAGAAUGACUAUGAGGAUGUUGGGGAGAUGGACAGACACGAGCAGGAUGAUGAACCAGAGGGGGACUAUGAGGAUGUGCUUGAGCCUCAGCAUCCUUCUUUUUCCUCUACUCUGGCUGGAUCAUCAGGCAGCCCAGGUGGGGCUGGGAUCUCAGCUGUAGCCUUGUAUGAUUACCAAGGAGAGGGAAGUGAUGAAAUUUCCUUUGAUCCAGAUGACAUCAUCACCGACAUUGAGAUGGUGGAUGAGGGCUGGUGGCGGGGACGAUGCCAUGGCCACUUCGGACUCUUCCCUGCAAAUUAUGUCAAGCUCCUCCAGUAACUGUCCCUCUCUGUCUUCUGCACUAGGACUUCCCAUGUCCGGAGUGGCUCUGCCCCCAUCCCGUCUCCAUUCUUGCUCCAAGUGUCUGACAGGAUGUCAUGAGUUACCUGAAGUUCUAGAGAGGCUUCCCUCUCCUUUUCCAUUAGGGUUUGGGGUAGAGACAGCAUGAAGAAAACGGUCUCCUUCCCUUCUGUGUCUUCUCUACCCCAAAUGAGCUUAAGGCUGUUUAUCUUGUGGUCCUGCCUCCUUCCCCAUGAAUGCCCUCUCCAGCCCUCCCCACUCCCCACCCAAGCUCUGCCUUCCUUUGUGAAUUAUGAGCUUCCUGGUUUGCUAACCUGGGAAGGUAGGUCUCUAUCACCUGGUUUUCUAGGUUGUGCUAUUUGCUGACUUUCUUUUUCUGCAGAGAUAUCUCUGAAUAUUCUCUCUGCUCAGUCCUAAAUUGGAAAUAAAGUGGGACCAUGGCUCGCCUCUAUUCUGAGGAGGUAAAUGGUACUUUUUAUGCACCAUCAAUGGCCCUCACUCUCAUGGCUCCAAUUCUCCUUCCUUCUUUCAGACAUAUCCAGAAACCCCCCUCCAACCAGUGCCCAUCACUCUGCACUGUGGAUGUCAAGGGCUGUGCCUUUUCCUUAGAAUCUGUAUAUACUCAGUAUACUCAGUCCAAAACAGAUGGGCAUGGGGCAUGGCAGUAAGGUAAGGGAACAUGGGGCCAGGAAGGGUCCACUUCUACAGGUUUCAGCAGUUGUGAGAAGCCAACCACAUUCUGUCCGGUAGUAAAGACUACACUUUUUUUGUUGUUGUUUUUUAGGACACAGUGGCUCUUGAGGCAGAAGCACAAAUUAGGGGAAAGGAAGGAGGAAAAGACUGAAAGGAAAAAUGAAAAAAGAUGAAAACUAAAGUAACACAAGGUCUAAUGAAGUGUUAAGAGGAUUUAGAGUCAGAGACAGUGACCUCUACUAGAGGUUGUUCAGGCAUCCUUAUAGCUGGAUGACUGAAAUUGAUGGCCAGGUAAGAAGAUAGAUUGAAGAAGCUGAUGAAGUUUCUUAUGUGGUCCAGGGUCAAUGCUGAGACAAAAAAAAUUGAGAACCUUUGGACAGGCAGUGAUGGGCAAAACAAAACAAAAAAACAAAAACAAACCACCAAGCAAAUUAUGGGGAUGAGGGAUAAUGAGAGGUCAGGGUAUUGUGGUUUUAUCCUAACCUCAGGCUAUUGGGCUCAGCAAGAUCUGAGAUAGGAGAACCUAGGCAAAAUGAAAACCAAAUCAAAAUGAAAUUCGGGGGAUCUUUUGUUGGUAGAACAUAGAAGUCUGUGCUACAACCAGUAUCUAAAGUUGAGUUUAACUUUCAAAGAUGGUGAAGGCAGUGGGAUCAAGGAAGAGCUAGGAUUGAUGACUGAGACCCAAAAGUCUUUAAAAAUUAAGUUCAUAGCUGAGCUGCCUAUGUGCUUAGAGCACUGUAUCCCUUGGCUUUUCUUCAAGACACACACUACUUUGUGUCCACAAUGACUUCUAUGCCAAUGAAUCACACAUCUGCCUCUACCCCUCACUUACAAGAUUCACCCAGGUAGCCUUUCAGAGUGCAAAACAGCUUUUAUUUCUGCCUCUUAGGGACACUGGGGUUUCCAGCAUACAGAGGUAUGUCACCAUAGAUAUACACAAUUUCAUUCUUCAGUUCAUUGGACAUCACACAUAGAUCAUAUUUUGCAGUGGUUUUCUUCUUACAUCUCCAAGUUCCACCAUACUUUUCACUUUUCCUUUCUUUAUAAGACAGAUCCCCAUACUAUUAAGGCAACAAAGUCUUUUCUGCCUCCAUUCUAUAGACACAUUCAGCUGAUCUCUGCUGGGACUCACUUUCUUGGUGGUGAUACUCCCCAAGGGCUCGGCUCACAGAUAUUACCCCGUCCAGGCUCCUCUUCUUGGGCCCACAGUCCCCUUUCACUUCCCUCUGCUGCUCUUAAUCUGAAGCUGUGUCUAGCUGUUUUGCCUCCAUCAGAUAAUGCUCGCUGCUCGCUGCUCGUGCUGCUUACAGCAGCUUCAUCUCACAAAGCAAAUCCUCUUCUGUCUAAUCCACCAUCUCUCUAAAAGGCUUCCCUUUUGCUCCAAAUUCCCUCCCACCGUAAAAUGGGCUUGUUUUCCUAGACCAGUGGAUACCUGUAGUAUCAACUCUAUUGCACUGAAGGCAGCAACUGGGAAAGUAAAGUGUGGGGCCCCACAGGGCAUUGUGGUCAUUCUUGUGACUGCCCUCCUGAACGCUUGGCUGCCCAGGCUAUCAAGAAAAAGCCCUCUGCUCUCUUCCUUUUCCCUUACUUGUUAUUCACCUCACGGUAGCCCCGAAUUUUCAUCUCCCUUGGACAACAGCGCCCCUUGCUUUCUUUGUCUAGUAAGAGACAAAGAAACUGGAAUGAACUGCCAGAGAUUUCUUUCUCCAUAUGGGAAGGACUAGAUUCAAAACACAUGGAGCUGAUCCCUGGAGAACUCUUCCUUCUUCCCACUUCAGUAUUUAGUUGUUGCAGUUACUCAUCUUCCCUGAAUAAAAUCUUAGCUCACACUCUAGUUAUAUUUUCAGAAAUGGUGCCUUAUAUACAAAUGUGAAAUAUAUAAACCAAACAAUAAGGAUUAGGGACAAUAGAAUUACAUUACUGAAUAGUACCAAGUGGCACAUUACAACAAAAGACGAGCAUACUUCCCCUCUGGGACUUGCUCGAAUGCCUUCUUGACCCUUCUUGGGGGGAUACCAUCUACUUCAUCUACACCAACUCUGGACCGUGUUCAAAGGGAGACCCAGGCAGUAACAAACAUUCCUAUUGAUUAGACUCUUUUUUUGCUGUUGUUGGCUAAAUUCUUUGUUCCCUGAUUCCCUGAGAUACCCAUCCUCCUUUCCCCUUCUUUCUCACUUGCUCGAGGGCUGCUAGGAAAAUGGCUCCAAUUAAGGUGAGAGGGAUAUAAACAUAAGAUAAAUAGCUCAACCUUCCUGGCUUCAGCUGCACCUGGAGAGCUAAAAGGAUGUAUUUUCACACAUGACCCAAGGAUGUGAAGCCACACCAAACAACCAGCUCCAUUUGACUCCUAGCUUAAAAUCAUCAUGUGCCUGAAAUCUAUUUAGUAAAUAAAAAAAGAGCUGCAUGAAAUCA